AUGUGGCUUGACCUGUACAUUGAAAUGGUGAAAAAUGACAUAGUUAACUGUUUGAAAAAGGUGGGGAAGAUGAAUGUUACUGCUGAAGAACAGAAAGCUUUUCAAUCCCUGUUACACAAUAAUGAUAUUGUUAUAAGGCCUGCUGACAAAGGAUCUGGUAUUGUUGUUCUAGACAAAACAAGUUAUCUAAAUAGUCUACAGAAAGAAAUGGAGGAGAGUGAUUCAUACGCAGAGUCCGAGAAUGAUCUAACGCAGACAUCUAUGAAAGAAGUAAAGAAAUUAGUAAAUAGUAUGAGUAGAAAUGGAUCAAUCCCAAAAGACAUGAAACAGUACUUAUUGCCUAAAUAUCCAAAGGCUGGUUCUCUAAAAGGUAAUCCGAAACUUCAUAAAAAGAGUGUGCCAAUGAGGUCAAUUGUAAAUGGAAUGAACACACCAACUGAAAGAUUGGCAGAGCUUGCAGAACAUGAACUGAAUGAAUUUGUAACCUCAUCACCAAGUUACAUCCGGGACACUACUGACUUUAUAAACAAACUGAAAGACAUUCAGACACCACUUCCUGAAGGUACAUUGCUAUUCUGCUUUGAUGUCUGUAAAUUAUAUCCAUCUGUUCCCAAGAAAGAAGGUAUUGAUGCAUGUAGGAUAGGUCUCAACAAAAGAUCAAACAUGCUUGUCCCAACUGAAGAUGUGGUAAAAAUGAUAGAAGUCGUCCUCAACAACAAUAAUUUCAACCUUGGUGGUAAACACUAUAUACAGAAAAAAGGUAUUGCUAUUGGAUCCAAGUUAGGAAAAAAUUUUGCAUGUUCAUACAUGAGAAUCUGGGAUGAGAAACUUAUGAACUUUCACCAGCAACCCCUUUUCUACAAGAGAUUUAUAGACGAUGGAUUUGGUUUAUGGACUGGCGGAGAGGAAAGUCUGAGAAAUUUUGCGAGGCAUGCAAAUAGUAUACACAAAGAUAUUCAAGUUGAACUGAGAUAUAGCCCAGCUAAAAUAGAAUUUCUAGAUACAUGGGUAAUACUUGAGAAUGGAAAAGUUUACACCAGCCUGUAUAAGAAGCCCACUGAUAAACAAUUAUAUUUGCACAAAAGCUCCAAUCACCCACCAAAUACAAAAUCAGGGUUGGCGUAUGGCUUAGGUCUUAGGCUUAAGAGAAUCUGUGAAAAAGAGCAAGAUUACCAGAAACACAGAACUGAACUUAAACAACAACUUCGCAGAAGAGGAUAUAGUGGAAAAGAAGUAGAACGGCAACUGACAAAAGUAGAUACUUUAGACAGAGAAGACCUAUUACAAAAGCAGACUAAAAAAGGAAAAGACAAACGUGUACCACUAGUAUUAACAUAUACCAAGCAGCUCCCUAAUAUCCACUCAAUUGUUAGGAAACAUAUGAACAUUUUAUAUAGAUCUGAGAAGAUGAUGGAAGUGUUCCAAUCUCCACCCAUUAUUGCCUACAGAAGAGACAAAAAUAUAUGUGACAUCCUAGUGCACGGGAAAACAAACAAGGCUUUAAAGCAGUCAGUUAACCUAUGUAAAUGUAGAAUAUGUUUGUCUCUCCACAUGGGAGAAGUCUGGUCCACUGACAAAAACAGCAGCUACAAUACAGCCUCAGUUCCAAAAUGUACUGACAGAAACUUAAUAUAUGCUCUGGUCUGCUCACGGUGUGACAUGACAGUUUAUGUAGGAGAGACAGAAAGAUCCCUGAAAGAACGCACAGAAGAACAUCUUAGAGAUGUCCGUCAACAAGCAGAUAAACCAAUUAUGAGGCAUUUCGGGGGUCAUACAGCAGAAGAUGUAAAGGUUGCAGUACUUCAAAAGGUGUUUAACGAAGGACGCAUUUACAGACAGAUGGUAGAAGAGGAAUGGAUAAAGAGGCUAGGCACGAAGACACCCCAGGGAUGUAACGUAAAACUUAAUAUUUAA
This is a messenger RNA of Mercenaria mercenaria, 1914 nucleotides long. RefSeq lists its product as uncharacterized. The record is from RefSeq and is a predicted model, not a curated record. The transcript has a single exon. NCBI's taxonomy places the organism in Eukaryota, Metazoa, Mollusca, Bivalvia, Venerida, Veneridae. Bases 1 to 1914 code for a protein of 637 amino acids.